AUGGUGUCCUACGCCGUCAAGGUGCGCACGGACCCGGUGCAGUUCAUGCAGCUCAUCAAGAAGGAGAGCAUCGGGAGCUACGUCAUGUCGCAGCUCUCGUGCGUGAGCCCCUUCACGCUGCUCGGGCUCAAGGACGUGUUCAAGUCCGUGCUCCAAUCCAAGUUCCCGCCGGAGGCCGACCGUGUCAAGGACACCCCGCUGCGCGUGCGUGCGGUGCUCGGGCCGUGGGCGCGCGUGACCGUCGCUCGCCUGCGCGGCGUGCUGCGCGAGCUGGGCUUCAGCAAGGUCUACCCGCUCGCCGAGCUGCCCGGGGCGAGGGCGCACUUCUCCGGCCCGCACCAGGCCUGCAUCGGAGAGCGGAUGUACGUGAUGGAGGCGGAGAACAUGAAGGUGGCAGAGUUCAUCCAGAAGGUCUACGUGGCCAGCUAUCAGCUCACUCGCCGCAUGGAUGUCAACUACCAGCACGCAGCGCGCAAGGAGGCGGUGAAGGACUAUGCCAAGGAUUGGUCUCACUCGCUGAGCGGAACGAUGCGUCGCCUGAUCUUGGCCGAGUACGGCAAGCAAGGCGGCGCUGACAAGAAGCCGAACACUGCCAGGCAGGACAAGAAGGGGAAGAAAGCGGUGCUCGACACUGCUGACGCGAAGGCAGAGCCAAAGGAGGAGAAGAAGGAGAAGAGAGCAGAGAAGGAGGGGGAUGAAGAAGCGGUGGAUGAGGUGGUCGAUGAGGACAUCGAGGAUGAGGAUGGUGAGGAGGAGGCGGAGCCCGAAGUGGGUGUGGUCGAGGCCAAGCAAGCUGCGCUAAAGAGGAAGAACAAGAGGCUGCCGAAGGAGGUGCAGGAGCGGGAGGCGGCCGAGAUGCGCCUGCACGACAAGCGUCACGCUUUCAUUCUCGGCUGGCUCCAUUCCAUCUACGGCCGUAGCGACACACCCUACAUCGUUGACUAUGGAUGCGCCCAGGGCCAGUUGUCUGAGAAGAUGCACUACGCGCUGCCCAAGGCCACGAUCGUGUCGUGCGAUGCCAACGCGACUGUGUUCAGCUGGCGGGUGUUCCGCAAGAACCGGGCCAUCCAGACCGUGCUCUGCAAUCUGCUCUACCCGCCCAUUGGCGACAACAAGCACCAGGUGAAGCUACGUCCCGACACCCUGGUGUUCACCGAGGUGAUCGAGCACAUGGAGGAGCCGCACCGCAAGCGCGUGAUCGACCUCAUAGCUCUGCUCAUCCGUCCUACGCGCUUGAUCAUCACCACGCCCAACAUCGACUACAAUGUGAACAUUCCGGGCCUGGCGCCGGGGGGCUUCCGCCAUGACGACCACCGCAUCGAGUACAACAAGCAGCAGUGGAGGGCCGAGAUCUUGGACCCUCUCACCCGAGCCGGCUACGCCAUCGCCGAGCAGGACCUGGAGCCAGGCAAGCCCGAACAGGCCAGCUUCAUCGUGACGGCCGAGCUGACCAACAAGGAUGAGCCUCCGCUGGCCACUCCGCAGGCCCACGUCAUUCUCAAGGACUUGCUGGGAAUGGUGGAGCCUCUCUACAUGCCCGAGACCCAGACCUACGUCGAAGCUAAGAUUCUCAUCGAGGGAUACACUGCGCGGCCGCUGCUGGAGAAUUCCGAGGUGCCCUUCUACGUGGCGCCCACCAUCGCGCCCGUGAUGCACUCCUCUGCCGCGCCCGACUACCUGGAGCACCCCCAGUCGGCGUUCGACUACUACCAGACCUUCGGCAUCACGCGCCUGGUGGCGGAGAACAAGUACAUGGGAUCGCGGGGCCACGUCCUCGCCUUCCGGCACCCGAGCGUGUGCCCCGGCGACUUGCCCCUCAUCUCCGUCAUUUCGAGAUCAGGAGCGCCGUUCUUUGACGACGCCAGCACGAUUCCGUGGGAGUGGCACUCGGAACUCUCCGCAGCGAUGGAGAGGGAGGGCUUCGACUUUGUCAUCCUCGACGGAGAGGAGGAUUGUAGCCUCAACCCGGUGGUCGCACUUGCCCAGGUCCUGCCGUGGGUGCUGAAGGCAACGACCCUCGUGCGAGGCCAGUUCCAAGCGCCCGGCGAGUGCGCGUUGGCCGCCCGUAAGUUUGUCCAUGGCGAGGACUCCCACGAAUACGCCAACGCCAAGCGGUUCCUCGAUGCUCUGUCGGACUUCACCCAGGACACGCCGCCCGAGUUCAGAGUCUUUCAGGUGCUGGCAGCGGGGAAGAGCUACAACGGGACCGACCCCAAGAGAGCCGCGUUCACGCCGCAGUACCUGGGCCACUAUCUCUCGGACACGGAGCGGUACAAGCUGAUCAACAGACUGAGCACUGAGCACCUGAAGCCCGUCGAGUACCGCUACAUCGACCUCGACUCGCAGGAGAGCAAGCAGGAAGCCAUCAAGGCUUGGGAAGACUACUGCCUUAACGGCGGGGAAGGAUGGGUGGUCAAGAUCGCACCGUCGCUGGUGCAGUGGGAUGCGACUGGCAAGCCCGUUCUGCCGAUGGUCAAGGUGCGCGGCAGGGACUAUCUCAGGCUCAUCUAUGGCAUCGACUACCUGGACCCCGCCUACUUUGGCAUCAUCAAGAACAGGAGCGUGGGCUCGAAGCGCACUCUGUCGCGCCACCAGACCGAACUGGCCAACAACAUCCUCAAGUGCUUCCUGGGCGAUCAGCUGCGCCAGAGGCUCAAGUACCUGGCGGCCUUCAACGGCCUCGACUUCCAGACCCUCCGCAACAGCGACAAGGACUACCUGCUCCUCUAG
This is a messenger RNA of Acanthamoeba castellanii str. Neff, 2730 nucleotides long. RefSeq lists its product as uncharacterized. The record is from RefSeq and is a predicted model, not a curated record. The transcript has 15 exons. Gene Ontology annotation, biological process: RNA methylation. Gene Ontology annotation, molecular function: O-methyltransferase activity; RNA methyltransferase activity. Bases 1 to 2730 code for a protein of 909 amino acids. Lineage: Eukaryota; Discosea; Longamoebia; Acanthamoebidae.